AUGGAGUCUAUGGGCGGACAGCUGUUGAAGGCCGUUGAGGAGGUUACUUUGGAGGAGACAGGCACCAGACGCAUCAAAACCACACACCUGGAUGACCUCGACCAACUUACUGCUCGGCAGUUUCGAGCCACUCAGGCUCCCACAAUAUCCGUCUCCGGGCGAAGUCUUCCAUUAGUGUACAAGAUAAUAUCAACGCUCGUCUCGCCACCUCACUCCAAGGCGCUCUUUGUCCUUGACUUUGACGGCCGCUUUGAUGCCACUCGCCUCACAUGCACCAACGAUGACCUGCAACACGUUUACGUUCAACAGCCGCCAUGUGACGAAGGAUCCAAUACCAAUGUCGAGCACAUCAGAUCCCUCAUCGCAGAUGCCGAGCGCUUCAUGAUCUACGAAGACGACUCGGCGGCGUCUCACGCGCGUGAGUGGUGGGGUACCGUUGUUCUGGGAGGGUUGGGAGCAGGUGAUCUGGUCGCUGGGUGGAAAGGCUGGCUUCAUGUUGAACGUGAUAAUGUCCCAGAGUAUUCGCUGAGAGUGACCUUGGAAGAGGCUUUUGAGAGACGCUCUAAUAGGCAAGAGGUGGUUGAUGCCACCGGAUGGGCUGCAGCGUCACAGUGGGGGAGAUUUACUUUUGAGGAAUGA
Molecule: messenger RNA, 639 nt
Organism: Trichoderma asperellum CBS 433.97
Lineage: Eukaryota; Fungi; Ascomycota; Sordariomycetes; Hypocreales; Hypocreaceae
Source: RefSeq, a predicted model, not a curated record